AUGUCUAGUGACAAGAAAGUUAUCGCUGUUCUCGGAAGCACCGGAUUGCAGGGGGGCAGCGUAGUUAGUUCCCUCCUCGCGGAAGGAACCUUUGCUGUUCGAGCCCUCACCCGCAACGCAAACAGCGACGCGGCCGCGAAUCUCAAAGCGGCUGGCGCCGAAGUCGUUUCCGCCGAUCUCGAGGAUGUCGAGUCGCUUAAAAAGGCUUUCAGAGGCGCAUAUGGCGUUUUUGGUGUUACGGCCAAAUCCCGCGAUCAUGAGACUCAACACGGGAAGAAUAUCGUUGAUGCUGCCGAAGCAGAAGGAAUCAAGCACCUGAUCUGGAGCACGCUGGACGAUACUUCGAACGCCAAUCUGCACGUAUUUCACUUCGCGAGCAAAGCUGCUGUGGACAAAUACAUCCAGACGAAGAAAGUUCCUACGACACUACUGUUUACGAGUGUCUACUUCAACAACCUAACCAAGUUUGGGGUGCGUGUUUUCCACAUUCGCAUUGAUUUCGCAGAUGUUUUUGACUGUCGUUCUCGUCCAGUGGUUGAAGAAGGAAGGAGAAACCUCAAAGUUGACAUCCCGAUUCCUUCCGACGUACUCCUUCCUUCGUAUGAUGCCAGUGAGACUGGAGAAUGGGUGAAGAAUAUCCUCAAAAACCCAAAUGAGUGGAUCGGCAAGAGGGCUGAGGCUUACGGAAGUUCGUACACACCAGUGGAACUCGUAGAAGCUCUUAAAAAGAAGACGGCGAAGAGUGUUGUUCUCAACAAAGUCACCCAUGAGCAAUUCCACAGCAAGGAGUACCGUGAUGUAAUUGGCGAUGAGCUUUGGUUGAACAACAAGUACGUUAUCGAGAAAGGGUUGAUUCGAGAUGCGAAACUUUCGAAACGAGCUAACCCAAAUGCUGCCAAUCUCGAGCAAUACAUCGCGAAGGACGAGGCCCUUAAAGCGUUCCUUUAA
This is a messenger RNA of Cantharellus anzutake, 948 nucleotides long. RefSeq lists its product as uncharacterized. The transcript is spliced from 9 exons. NCBI's taxonomy places the organism in Eukaryota, Fungi, Basidiomycota, Agaricomycetes, Cantharellales, Hydnaceae. The record is from RefSeq and is a predicted model, not a curated record. The coding region runs from base 1 to 948 and encodes 315 amino acids.